Messenger RNA from Lasiosphaeria miniovina, 1233 nucleotides. RefSeq names its product high-affinity nickel-transport protein-domain-containing protein. Gene Ontology annotation, molecular function: nickel cation transmembrane transporter activity. Gene Ontology annotation, biological process: nickel cation transmembrane transport. The record is from RefSeq and is a predicted model, not a curated record. The coding region runs from base 1 to 1233 and encodes 410 amino acids. Gene Ontology annotation, cellular component: plasma membrane. The transcript has 2 exons. NCBI's taxonomy places the organism in Eukaryota, Fungi, Ascomycota, Sordariomycetes, Sordariales, Lasiosphaeriaceae.
AUGGCCAUGCCUAGCUUAGCCCGCCGGCUCUGGUCGCGGGUGGUGCGCCGGCUGACGCUGUGGGGGCCGCUGGGGGCCGUGCCGGCGCCGGCGCUGCGGCUGAUCGGGGCCCUGGUCGCGGUCAACGCCGUCGUGUGGGCCGCGGCCGGCGUCGUGCUGCACUACUUCCCCAAGAUGAUCACGCCCGCCGUGCUCGCCUACACGCUCGGCCUGCGCCACGCCCUCGACGCCGACCACAUCAGCGCCAUCGACCUCAUGACCCGCCGCCUCAUCGCCUCGGGCCAGCGCCCCGUGGCGGUUGGGACCUGGUUCAGUCUCGGGCAUUCGACUGUGGUGGUCGUCACGUGUGUAGUCGUUGCCGCGACGGCCGGCGCCCUGCGCGACCGCUUCGAUAGUUUCCAGCGGGUCGGCGCCAUCAUCGGCACCAGCGUCUCGGCGGCCUUCCUGCUGAUCCUCUGCGCCGGCAACGCCUGGGUGAUGUGGCAGCUCGUCAAGCGACUCAGGGAGGUGCUGCUAGCCGAGCAGCAGAGGGCGCGACGCCAGCAGCAAGCGGAAGCCGGUGGUAGUGGUGGCGCUGGCGAGGGCGGAGCACAGGAUGCGGGGGACGACACCGACGCCGCUGACCAGCUCCAGCUCGACGGCCCCGGGUUCCUGGCCAACGUGUUCCGCGGCGUGUUCCGCAUCGUCGACCGCCCCUGGAAGAUGUUCCCGCUGGGCAUCCUGUUUGGUCUUGGCUUUGACACGAGCUCCGAGAUUGCCAUCCUCGGCAUCGCCAGCAUCCAGGCCGCGCAGGGGACCAGCCUGUGGCUGAUCCUGCUAUUUCCGAUCUUGUUUACCGCCGGCAUGUGCCUCCUCGACACGACCGACGGCGCGCUCAUGAUGGCGCUGUACACGUCCAAGGCGUUCGCGCGCGACCGCGUCGCCAUCCUGUACUACUCGAUCGUGCUGACCGGCAUCACCAUCGGCGUGUCGGCCUUCAUCGGCGUCGUCCAGGUGCUGUCACUGGUCGAGAACGUCGCCGAGCCGCAGGGCAGCUUCUGGGACGGCGUCGCCGCCAUCGGCGACCACUACGAUGUUAUCGGGGGUUCUAUCUGCGGCGUUUUUGUCCUCGCUGGCCUGGGCUCGGUCAUUGUGUACCGCCCGUGGCGCAGGCGGAUUGAGAGGAAGGCGGCGCGCCAGCUGCUAGAUGGCGGCGAGGAGCAAGCGCCUCAGCCGCUGUUGACGGAGCCGUGA